AUGCGAGAAAAAGAGGAGGGUGAUCCCUUAACUUGUCAUCGCUACUUAUUCAUUGGAGGUCUCGUCGUCGCAACUAACUCUUGGAAGCGAACAGCAAUCGCUCAUCGAGUGACGGUAUGGCAAGAUAAAUGGGAUGAGGGUUCACCAGCUAUGAAGGCAAUCUUCUCUGCCAUCACCCUCUUGGUGACUAUGUGCUCGUUGGCACAGUCUGCAGUUCACAAGGUUGGCUUGAAGUAUACGCCGUCGUUAAAGAUGAGGUUAUACGCUGAGGGAAGGUUGGAACAACACCUGAAGCAGAAGGCUGUCCGGAUGGCGAGACUAUCACAACAUCUUGAUGCCACUAACACUCCUGUCAUUGACUACGAUGAUAUGGCCUACAUGGGUAAGGAAGUUCACUACAAAAGCUCAAUUGUCCAGUACGAGUUUUGA
Messenger RNA from Haemonchus placei, 429 nucleotides. Lineage: Eukaryota; Metazoa; Nematoda; Chromadorea; Rhabditida; Trichostrongylidae. The record is from the annotation of a GenBank genome assembly.